GAUGAGGUUUGUGACACCAUGCGGUAGUGACCUACGAGCAUAUAUUACAGUGAUAUUUUUUGGCGUUAUCACUCUCUGCUUCCGGAACCUGACAACUCACUCAAUUCAGGGAUACAUAUAAGACGGAUGGAGGACGCACAUACACAUACCAUAUACUCAGACAUGCAACUUGGAGUAGAGGGUCUUACCAUAUAGUAAUUUGGUGAGAGAUUUGGUUUGGUGGGUUGUGAAGGUUUUGCGAAACUAGUGAGGGGUGUGAAUUUAAUGGACGGGGAUUCGGAAGCGAAAACGCCGCUGUUGGCGGUGGCGGGGAAGAUGCUGGAAGGGAGCGGGCGGCAGACCAGAAGUCUGAGUCGGGGGUACUCGGUUAACUCGUUGAGAGAAGAGUUUGUGUCGAGGCUGCCUGAUAAGGUCCGAGCUGCUGUCGAUCUUGAGUCUGUUUCGCUCAUCGAUUUCUCCAAAACCUCUGCCUUGACUCCUGGGGAGAAAGAGUACUAUGGAAGACAAGUUGCAACGCUAAAAUCAUUCGAGGAAGUCGAUUCUAUUUUGCAAUCUGAUGAGAUUGUGGAAGACCCGGAAGAACAAGCCCAACAGGAAGGAGCAAUGAAGAUAUCUAAUUAUGCAAAUGUUGUACUGUUGGCGUUUAAGAUUUACGCUACGAUAAAGAGUGGAUCAAUAGCCAUUGCUGCAUCAACACUGGAUUCCUUACUUGAUCUUAUGGCCGGCGGCAUACUUUGGUUCACUCACCUGUCAAUGACGAACAUUAAUAUCUACAAGUAUCCUAUUGGGAAAUUGAGGGUGCAACCAGUAGGCAUAAUCAUCUUUGCUGCUAUUAUGGCCACACUUGGCUUUCAGAUAUUGGUCCAGGCUGUGGAAGAACUGGUUGAAGAUGAGGGUUCUGAAAAUCUGACCUCAAGUCAAUUGAUAUGGUUGUGCGCUAUUAUGCUUUCUGCUACUGUGGUAAAACUUGCCCUCUGGCUUUACUGCAGAAGCUCAGGCAGUGACAUUGUCCGUGCCUAUGCAAAGGAUCACUACUUUGAUGUGAUAACGAACGUAGUGGGGUUAGUCGCUGCGAUUCUUGGUGACAAGGUGUUGUGGUGGAUUGACCCUGCUGGUGCUAUUGUCCUUGCAAUUUAUACCAUCUCUAAUUGGUCAGGAACUGUUUUCGAAAAUGCAGUGUCGCUUGUGGGACAAUCAGCUCCGCCCGAAUUCUUGCGGAAAUUGACGUAUCUUGUCAUAAGGCAUCCACAAGUAAAGCGUAUCGACACAGUCCGAGCGUACACUUUUGGUGUUCUGUAUUUUGUAGAGGUUGACAUUGAACUUCCUGAAGAACUACCCUUGAAAACAGCACAUACCAUAGGAGAGACACUGCAGAUAAAGUUAGAGAAACUACCUGAAGUGGAACGGGCAUUCGUUCAUCUCGAUUAUGAAUGUGAACACAAGCCAGAACACUCUGUUCUCAGCAGGCUGCCCAGAAACCAGGAUUGAUGUUUCAAGUUAGUGACUUGGAUACAUGCACCUGAAUUUGGGAGUGACAGUUACACGAUCCAUCGUGAUUUCACUCACCAAUAGGCAUCUCCAAAAUGGGCGGGAAACACUUCCUUUUUUUUAGUAUAUUAGGAACCAUAGUUUGGGGAAGCUUUAAAGACUCGAAUCGGGUUGGGCGCGCUCUAUUUGAGGAAGUUGAGCGAUUUCUAGUUCCCAUUUUUCUGUGGUAAUACCAUGCGGUCACAUCCGAUGACUAGUCGAUUGCUUGGUUUCUUUGAUAGCGAACAACUUUUUUGGACUGAUCAUGAAUGAGUUCUAGAGGAUCUACGUCAUCAGUGUUGCUUUCGUAUGGCUAUGGUGUUUAACAGAUGUUCAUGGAUUUUGGUAUUCAACAGAUAACUGGCACUAUUUGGUGAUGGUA
Messenger RNA from Rhododendron vialii, 1909 nucleotides. RefSeq names its product metal tolerance protein 4-like. Gene Ontology annotation, biological process: transmembrane transport; monoatomic cation transport. NCBI's taxonomy places the organism in Eukaryota, Viridiplantae, Streptophyta, Magnoliopsida, Ericales, Ericaceae. The record is from RefSeq and is a predicted model, not a curated record. Gene Ontology annotation, molecular function: manganese ion transmembrane transporter activity. The transcript has 7 exons. Gene Ontology annotation, cellular component: membrane. The coding region runs from base 265 to 1488 and encodes 407 amino acids.